Messenger RNA from Triplophysa rosa, 1898 nucleotides. RefSeq lists its product as uncharacterized. Gene Ontology annotation, molecular function: D-serine ammonia-lyase activity. The coding region runs from base 319 to 1437 and encodes 372 amino acids. The transcript has 7 exons. Gene Ontology annotation, biological process: D-serine catabolic process. The record is from RefSeq and is a predicted model, not a curated record. Lineage: Eukaryota; Metazoa; Chordata; Actinopteri; Cypriniformes; Nemacheilidae.
ACGCUGCCGCUCUGUCCAUGUAAACUGAAGCCGUUGCUUUAGGUAAGUGAAGUGUAAGGAACUGUAAAUUGAGAUUAUCAACAUCCAUCAAUACGACUCACAAAACAUGCAAACGUGCACUGUUAUAACUCUGCAUUUUUCGAAUAUCCUUUCGAUUUAAAACGCAAUUUAAAUAUUGUUAAGGGUUUGAGAUUAUAUGAUGUUUGCAAGUUGAUUUUUGUAUAACGUUAAGUUACUACAUCUGCCCAGUGGAAUUUUCAAGGCCGAUUCUUUUAUGUCUAUAUGUUUAAUUGUAUUUAAUGUAUUAGUUUUUGCAUCAUGGCCACGGCUGAGUUCACCAAAGACCUUUGUACUCCAGCACUGAUUGUUGACCUGGAUAUAGUGAACAGAAAUGCUCAAGCAAUGCUGGACCGCUUCCAAAAGUUUGGGGUCCAACUGCGACCUCACAUGAAAACCCACAAAACUCUGGAUUGUGCAGACAUCAUGACUGGAGGCUCUCGCCGUUGUAUUGUGGUGUCUACUCUGGCUGAGGCAUCCUUAUACGCAGAUAAUGGCUAUGAUGAUAUAUUAUACGCAUACCCACUGCCAUUUGAUAAAGUGGAGCGCUGUGCUGAGCUUUCAGAGAGGCUUUCUCUAUUCCAUGUACUGCUGGACAACCGUCUUGCCUUACGGGAACUGAAGAAGAGACCACUGAAGCAGGGGAAAGUCUGGAGGGUGUGGAUGAAACUGGACUGUGACAAUGGGAGAGUGGGCGUUCCUCAUUAUGACCCAGCGUCACUGCAGCUUGCCCAGGAGAUUUCGGAGACGGCAGGGGUGGAGCUCACAGGAAUUUACGCCCAUUGUGGAAACACCUAUGGCUGUAAAGGAGAGGAGCAAAUCAAAGCUGUUGCUCAGAACACUACAACGUUCACACUGCAGUUUAUGGAGAAGUUGAAGGCUGCUGGAAUGCACAGUCCCAAAUCCAGCAUUGGCUCGACCCCUUCCUGUAGCCACCCAGUCCCAGACAUGGCCAUGUUAAGUGAAGUGCAUCCUGGGAACUAUGUGUUUUAUGAUGUGCAGCAGUCUCUCAUUGGAUCCUGUAGACUUGAAGAUGUUGCAGUACGGGUUCUGACGAGGGUCAUAGGACACUACCCACACAGAAACCAGCUACUGGUAGACUGUGGGUGGACAGCUCUGAGUCAUGAUGGUGGGGGACGUUUACCAACUGGAUACUGUAUCAUCGAAGGGCACCCAGACCUGAAGCUGCUGUCUAUGACUCAGGAACACGGCAGGGUGGAGUCCAUCUCUGGAAAACUGGACUUCAGUCAGUUCCCCCUUGGGUCACUCCUCUCACUCAUGCCGUACCACGCUUGUGCUACAGCUAUGAUGCACCCAGUUUAUUUUGUCCAUUCUAAAGGGAAGAUUAUAGGCACAUGGAAACCCACUCGAGGCUGGUAACAGUCACUCACAGAGGGAGUCUGGGAACUCUUUGGUUGAAAUGUUAUUAAAGGAAUAUCAACUAAAUUAAUUAAACCUUGUAACAAUUGUGAAAUUACUGUAAAAGCAGGAAUCAAAACCCACUUUAGGAACUUUUAGGAACUACAUUGUGUAGUUUCCAAUCUUGCCGAAAACUGUGUAAACUGAAAGUUCACAUUGGACAUAUUUGUUUACAGAUAGCCAUGAAAGUAAUGAUGUUGCAUCUUAAAAACCUCAAAGCUACACUAGUAUUUCUGUACACUUACCUUAGAAACAACUUUUUUUGCUUUUUAUCUGAAUUACUUUUCAUGUGGCAAACACAGUAAUGUGUGCUCAGAGAUUUAAAAAUAUUGAUAGUAGUUUUUAUAAAUCACUGUAGACUAAUUUUGUAAUAAAAUCGUGUACCAUAAUAGCAAUAAAUAUAAUGAUACGAUUGAUUGUUU